Hydractinia symbiolongicarpus is the source of this 1437-nucleotide messenger RNA. RefSeq lists its product as uncharacterized. The transcript has 4 exons. The coding region runs from base 202 to 1428 and encodes 408 amino acids. Lineage: Eukaryota; Metazoa; Cnidaria; Hydrozoa; Anthoathecata; Hydractiniidae. The record is from RefSeq and is a predicted model, not a curated record.
AAUUUCAAAUCGAACUCAUCUUAAUUUCAAAUCAAAAUUGAAAUCAAAUCAAAAUAAAUUUACUUCGUUUAAAUUCGAUUUAAAAGUAAAAGUUACAUUAAUUUCAAUCGAAUUUGUUUUUAACAUUGGCCCAUCGCUGCCACGCGAAAAUGAAAUCAAAUUAUAUUUCGUUUCGGUACACGUUAUAUUUGAUAAACAAAGAUGGCGGCUUCUCCAGCGUGGGAAAAUGAUAUCAAUCUUGAAGAAGCAUUGAAGAAACUUGUCAGGCAAAAUUUACCUCGGCGUGAUAUAUUGAACUACAUUAUAAUUAAUAAAUAUACAUUAAUUAAUAUACAUUAUAAUUGGAGCAUAAGAACAAUUGAUAGAAGAUUGCGCCACUUCAACAUAUACUAUUCGGAUACAACGGUAACUGUUGAAAAGGUGCAAGAAGUUGUCAAAGAUGAGUUAGAAGGGCCUGGAAGACUUUUAGGAUAUCGAGCCAUGCAACAAAAGGUUCGACAAAAACACCUCUUGAAUGUACCAAGAGCACUGGUGUAUGACGUGAUGUAUGAUCUUUCACCAGAGGACCUUGCAAAUAGGCGACCAGGUCAUAAAGAAAAAAAGGAGAAGAGUAAUUUUGUUACAAAAGGCAUAAAUUGGGUAUGGUCAUUAGAUGGUCAUGAUAAACUGAUGGGGUAUCAGAAUUGGACAUUCCCAUUGGCAGUGUAUGGGUGCAGUGAUACAGCUAGCCGUAAACUUCUUUGGUUGCGUGUAUGGGAUUCAAAUUCCAAACCAGAAUUGAUCGGUAAAUGGUAUUUAGAGCACUUAUGUAAAACAAACAUCAUCCCUGCAUAUAUUCGCAUCGACAAGGGAACAGAAACUGGCGUUAUGGCCACAAUGCAAUCACACUUGAGAAGAAAUUGCGAAGACCUUGACGAUCCCACUGAAUCAGUGUGCUAUGGACCAUCAACUUCAAAUCAAAUUGAACGUUGGUGGAAAGAGCUCCACGAGAGACUUGAGAAAUAUUUCAAGGAUGGAUUACAAUGGCUGACAGAAGAAAGACAUUAUGACCCACAUAAUGAAGCAGAUAGGAAUAUUAUGAAGUACGUUAUGAUACCACUUAUCCAGAGAGAAUUGGACGAAUUUCGAGAAAUCGUGUGGAACACUCAUCGCAUAAGGAAACAAAAAAAUACCAUUUUGCCUGAUGGUAUACCAAACCACAUAUACGAUUUUCCACAAGAAUAUGACUUAUUGGAAUGUGGUUUUCCUGUGAACGACAAAGAGCUGGAAGAUGUAGCAGACUUAUCAAAUGUACUGAGUGAAACAACUGAAGAUUACAUUGAUGAAGCAUUCAGAAAUAAAUGUCAAAACAUACUGCCAGAUCCUGCAAAAAUCUCCGCAACCAAAUAUGUAGAGUCUUAUUUACUGUUGAAAAGUAACAUUACAUAACUUUAUCAA